Osmerus eperlanus (European smelt) is the source of this 1006-nucleotide messenger RNA. It is a transcript of the gene tyrobp, whose product is annotated as transmembrane immune signaling adaptor TYROBP. Gene Ontology annotation, molecular function: signaling receptor binding. NCBI's taxonomy places the organism in Eukaryota, Metazoa, Chordata, Actinopteri, Osmeriformes, Osmeridae. The record is from RefSeq and is a predicted model, not a curated record. Gene Ontology annotation, biological process: positive regulation of natural killer cell activation; microglial cell activation involved in immune response; positive regulation of microglial cell mediated cytotoxicity. Gene Ontology annotation, cellular component: cell surface. The transcript has 5 exons. Bases 99 to 428 code for a protein of 109 amino acids.
GACUCUCCGGGCGCACAUGACUGGGAGCACCAGAGAUUCUGUCAUAGAUUCCACCUCUCUGUCCGCCUCGUUCUCUGCCUAGCAACAACAACCUGAAGAUGGCCAAGGACCUUUGUAUUGUCGCUCCUCUGAAUGGGAUGUUUGGCCCUACAGAAGAAGGGCAAGAAUGUGGACACUGCUACCAGCUGGACUUGGGGGCAUUGGUAGGCAUCAUCGUCUGUGACAUCAUCCUCACCCUCUUCCUCGUUGCUUCUGUGUUCAGUUUCACAGUGUGCAAGAGGAAGAGGAGCAGAGCCAGCCCUCACGAGGCAAUGGCAAAGACCUCCAGUUCUGUGAGGAAGACAGCUGAGAUCACUGAAUCUCCUUACCAGGAGUUACAUGGAGUCCAAUUAAAUGUGUACGAAGAUCUUCAAACAUUCAGGAAAUAGGAUAUCUUAAGAGGGACAUUCUCGGAAAUUGUUUAUGGCUGGAAUAUGAGAAUAACGAUGUUACAAUGAUCUGACUGUACUAUUAUUAUGCUUUUUUCCUGAUGUAGAGCUAAGAUAUAUGUGUCUACCUUACAUACUGCAUCUAUUUGUGUGUAAAAAGUACAGGAUUGUAUUUAAGUUAAGGUUAACAUUAAAUUGUUGUUAUUUGGGAUAUUGGAAAUUCCUGCAUGAUUGUUUGUAUCUUAACUGUUUGUAUCUGUAUUGUUAUGUUUCUGUACCGCUUAUAUACUUAUAUUAUUCACAUGCUUAAUUGUACUGAAUAUGUAUUUUUCUACAUUUGCUUUCAUUUGACAAUAUUGUUGAAUUAUGGUCAUAUUGUUUCCCCUGUUGGCUUUCUUACUGACAGUAAAACAGAAUCCCUUCUAUGCAUUAAUUGUAGAGAAGAAAAGAGAAGAAGAAAAUAAAAAAUCCCAAGAGAUAUUCUGGUCGGUUGUUUCCCAUGAGUCAAAUGUUGUAGGCCCUGACUAAGCAGUGUUGUACUCAAUCACAUUUUGAACAUUAAAGAACUCGUUCAUGAA